Messenger RNA from Armigeres subalbatus, 4509 nucleotides. RefSeq lists its product as uncharacterized. The transcript is spliced from 2 exons. The record is from RefSeq and is a predicted model, not a curated record. Lineage: Eukaryota; Metazoa; Arthropoda; Insecta; Diptera; Culicidae. The coding region runs from base 1 to 4509 and encodes 1502 amino acids.
AUGCGCUACUGCGAAAGCAACCAAGGCAACGAAAUCCAGAAGGAAAACCUCCACACAGAAAUUGGCGGUGACGUUACGGAAGAGGACAACUCGAGCAACAGCUACAAAGGGUACGAAGAAAUUGCAGAUACUAGACGAAGCGGAGAUGAUGCACAGGUAGCGACGAAAGCAAGGGUGAGCAAGGCUGGUUCAUCAAUAUCAGCAGCAUCACGGAAAUCAGUCAAGGCGCGUUUGGAUGUGGAACUUCAACAGAUCGAGGCUGAAGAGACACUGAUGCAAGAAGAGAUGCGGCGCAAGCGGGAACUAGCUGAAAAGAAGUUCGCUGUUCUAAAGGAGAUGGCCGAUUUGGAAGGCAGUGGUGAAUCAGUCAUUGAUCAGCAUAAUGGUCAUCACAAGGUGGAACAGUGGUUGAACCAUCGCAGCGAAACCAAAGUGAAAGAUAAGCGUUCGUCAUACAAGGAAACCAGCAUAGAAGACUCAAGCGAAGAAGAAAUGUCUGGUACCGGGACAAAGGGUGAAGAAGAACUUUCAUCCUUCGGUGGAACCAAUUGUGAUGGCAGUGAAGAAGAAGCACAACCCUAUGACGAACGAGCAGGGCGAAGACACCAAAGAGCGAAGAGUGAAACAGCCAAGAAAGUUGAAAUAUGUGGUAGUAGUCGACCAGUUACAGGCCGGCAACACUCCCUGAGAAGCAGCAAAAGACUCUCGAAGGAUGAGAUUGCAGCACGACAGGUUGUACCUCGUGAGCUGCCCAAGUUCAGCGGUAAUCCGGAGGAAUGGCCAAUGUUCUUGUCCACGUAUGAAGAUACAACGGCUAUGUGUGGGUACACGGAAGCGGAGAACAUGAUCCGUUUGAGGAACUGUUUGAAGGGAGAUGCAUUUAACGCUGUUCGUAGUUUCUUGAUGCGGCCUGAAACGGUAGGCAGAGCAAUCAGUGCACUGAAACUACGCUUCGGUAGACCGGAAACGAUAAUUGAAUACCUGAAGGAGAAGAUUAUAUCGAUGCCGACUAUCAAGCCAGAUGCGAUGGACAAGCUGGUCGAUUAUGCUCUGGAGGUCCAGAAUCUCUGUGCCACUGUAAAAGCUUGCGGUGGAAAGGAGUAUAUGUGUGAUGCCACGCUCCUAAAAGAAUUUGUCCAGAAACUGCCCCCUCAAAUAAAGCUGGAUUGGGCGCGGUACAAGAGAAACUUGCCAGAGGUAAAGUUGUCCACGUUCAGCCAGUGGAUAUACAGCUUGGCGGAAGAUGUUACCGUUGUUUUCGAGCCUCAGUGCCGCGGAGGCAGGAAUCAGGAGAUAAAAGGAAACCGAAAGGAGAAGUAUGUGAACACUCACGCAGAAGUUCAUUCCAAGGAUAGGACUCAUACUGUAUACCCAACCCAAGAAAGAUCGACGGUGACCGGAGUGAGCGGAGGAAACAAAGCAUGUCCCGCGUGCAAAGAAGAUUGCAAAUAUCUUGGAAAAUGCAAGCGAUUUCUUGAGCUGUCGUACGAAGCAAGGUGGGCAACAGUACGUGGAUUCAACUUCUGCCGCAAAUGUCUUCGGCAGCAUAAAGGUGGCUGCAAUUCUGGAGAGUGUGGGAAGAACGGAUGCACCUUCAAGCAUCACGUCUUGCUUCACAAGGACUUACUAGCACAAACGCCACCAAGCGGUGCCAAUAGGAGCGGCCCUUCGAGGCAGAACGAGGAACGCAACGUCAAUACACAUCAAACCGGCACGGGCUCGCUUCGCUACUUGCCAGUGACAUUGUUUGGAAACGGAAUACAGCUAAAAUGUCACGCUUUCCUGGACGAUGGAUCCGAACUUACGCUCAUCGACCAGCAACUAGCUGAGGAGCUGAGGUUGUCCGGAACCAUUCAUCCGCUCUGCCUGAAAUGGACGGGUGGUACUCAUCGCUACGAAUCCGAUUCACAGAGUGUCGAGCUUGUGGUCGCCGGAAGAGGAGGAAAGCGGCUGUUACUGCAAGAUGUGAGAACGGUGGAAGAGCUGCAAUUACCCUUCCAGUCUUUGGAUAUGACUCAACUCACUAAACAGCAUCGAUACCUGCAGGGACUUCCUGUGGAAUCAUACACGAACGUUCGUCCACGGAUACUUAUUGGAUUGAGGCACGCUAAUGUUAUGCUGGUGCGGAAAAGUCGUGAGGGCAAGAUUGGCGACCCAAUUGCUGUAAAAACCAAUCUCGGAUGGUCGGUGUACGGUGGCUGGGCCACGAAAAAUUCCUCGAGUACUAGUCACACCUAUCACAUUUGUACGUGUAGCGAAGAAAGCAUGACGCACUUAAACCAGACGGUCAAAGACUACUUUGCUAUCGACAGUCUGGUAGUCAAGCCCAACCAGCUCGAACGACUAUCUAAGGAUGACGAGCGAGCAAUGUUUUUGUUGGAAUCUCGGACACACUUCAAUGGAGAGCGGUACGAAACUGGCCUUUUAUGGCGCUCUGAUAGAAUUCGGCUACCGGAUAACAAGGCAGUCGCAAUCCGUCGGUGGAAAUGCCUGGAGAAACGCAUGGCGAAGGAUACGGAACUGGCGAACGUUUUGAACGAGAAAAUCGUGGAAUACAUUUCGAAAAACUACAUUCGCGAACUAACACCAGAAGAACUGUCGGAGAAGCGUGAACGAGUGUGGUAUCUACCGAUUUUCCCGGUUUACAACCCGAAUAAACCUGGAAAGGUACGUAUCGUUUGGGAUGCCGCCGCCACAGCUUACGGAACAUCACUGAAUUCGGCACUCCUUACUGGUCCCGAUCAGUUGACGUCGUUAGUUGGCAUUCUGUAUCAGUUUCGUGAGCAUCGAGUAGGCGUGUGUGCUGACAUUCGGGAGAUGUUCCACCAGGUACGGAUAGUUCCGGAAGAUCAGCACUGUCAGCGGUUUCUGUGGCGCAGUAUCGUGGAACAUGGUGAGCCUAGGACUUAUGUCAUGCAGGUAAUGACCUUUGGGGCGAGCUGUUCUCCUGCUAUAGCCCAGUUCGUGAAGAACAGCAACGCAGACAGAUACGUAGACGAAUAUCCGGAAGCAGUAGCGGUGAUCAAGAAACGACACUAUGUGGACGACAUGGUUUUGAGCGCCGAAACGGAGGAAGAAAUCGUCAAGCUAUCUCAAUCGGUACGUUAUAUCCACAUGCAGGGUGGAUUUGAAAUCCGCAACUGGGUCUCCAACUCAUCGCUGGUGCUGUCGAAAAUGAAUGCAGAGCAGUCAACAGAGAAGGAUUUGAAUAUAACUUCCGAGUUAGCUAGCCAGAAAAUCCUCGGUAUGUGGUGGGAUACGCAGGAUGAUGUGUUCAAGUACAAGAUCGGAUGGACGAGAUUUGAUUCAGCGCUUCUCGAUGGAAGUCGUUGUCCCACCAAACGGGAGAUCCUUAGGACACUGAUGACCAUCUACGAUCCUGUAGGGCUGAUAGAUCACUAUUUGGUUCUACUGAAAAUCCUGCUUCAGGAGGUGUGGCGUACUGGGAUUGAUUGGGAUGAACCUAUCCCUGAAAAUCUGUUCGAGAGGUGGCGUACGUGGAUUCGUCUUCUCCCGGAAUUGGAGAAACUUCGGAUCCCAAGGUGUUACCGGCAAGUUGUAUUGUCGAUAGAAGAGGCUGCAGUAGAUAUGCACGUCUUCGUUGAUGCCAGCGAAAGUGCUAUGUCAGCCGUUGUGUUUCUGCGAUUUACGAAAGGUGACCAGCUGGAAUGUUCUCUGGUUGCGGCUAAGACUCGAGUAUCACCGAUGAAAUACACCUCAAUCCCACGGUUAGAGCUGCAAGCCGCAGUUCUGGGGUGUCGAUUGGCUGCCAAUGUAACACGAAGCCUGACGAUGAACAUUUGUAAGCGUACAUUUUGGACAGACUCUCGAAAUGUGCUCUGUUGGCUGCGUGCCGACCACAAGCGAUACAGUGCUUUCGUCGGAUCAAGAAUCAGCGAAAUAUUGGAAUCUACGGACAUCCACGAUUGGAGAUGGGUUCCGACUCGAUCUAAUGUCGCUGAUGAUGGGACCAGAUGGCGAGAUCGACCUGACCUAUCGUCGGAGAGCAGGUGGUUCAAGGGUCCAGAGUUCCUGAUGCAAGCAACAGAGAAGUGGCCCAGCCUUCCAGUAAAGAUCUCUACCGAGGAAGAGAUGAGACCCAGCGUAUUGUUCCACAUCAGUGUUUCCGAAUCGGUAAUCGAUGUCAGCAGGUUUUCGAGUUGGCGACGACUGUUGAUAGUGACCGGAUACGUGCUUCGUUUCUGCACGAACAUUCAACGGAGCUGUAGGAAAGUUCCCUUAAUUGCUGGACCACUCAUGCGGGAAGAGCUUCGCAGUGCGGAAGCACACCAUUAUCGGCAAGCGCAACGUGACAUAUACCAUGACGAGGUUGCAGUGUUGGUGGCUAAAGAAGAAAGGGGAAAACAAAUUCCAAAGGCGAGUCCGCUCUACAAGCUGAGCCCAUUUGUGAAUUCCAAGGCAGUGGAGGCACUAAACGAAAUUUUAAUUUGUUGGGCACACCAACUGGAGGGAUCGUCUUCCGAAAAAAUAAACCACCUCAAAUUCUAG